This is a messenger RNA of Python bivittatus (Burmese python), 1833 nucleotides long. It is a transcript of the gene SOX10, whose product is annotated as SRY-box transcription factor 10. Lineage: Eukaryota; Metazoa; Chordata; Lepidosauria; Squamata; Pythonidae. Gene Ontology annotation, biological process: negative regulation of transcription by RNA polymerase II; neural crest cell migration; peripheral nervous system development. The record is from RefSeq and is a predicted model, not a curated record. Gene Ontology annotation, molecular function: RNA polymerase II cis-regulatory region sequence-specific DNA binding; DNA-binding transcription factor activity, RNA polymerase II-specific. Gene Ontology annotation, cellular component: nucleus.
CCAGCACACAGCUCUUGAAAGCUACCAGCCUCGUGAAAAGAGAACAGAGAACAGAGAACAGAGAGGCUAGUGGGAUACAAAUUACAACUAACUCAGGAUUUGCCCGAGAGACCGGCUGAGCUUGAAGACUUGAUUUUUGAGGAGUAAAAUCAAGAGGAAACAAUGACAGAUGAUCAAGACCUUUCUGAAGUAGAAAUGAGUCCUGUGGGUUCUGAAGACCAUCACUGCCUUUCACCAGGACCUUCCAUGGCAUCAGACGCCAACUCUCAUCUUACCAACUCUGGCAGUGGUGAGAUGGGGAAAGUGAAGAAGGAACAACAAGACACAGAGGCAGAUGAUGAUAAGUUCCCAGUGUGCAUCCGGGAGGCAGUGAGCCAGGUACUGAGUGGCUAUGAUUGGACUCUAGUGCCCAUGCCCGUGCGGGUCAAUGGAAGCAGCAAGAGCAAGCCCCAUGUCAAGCGCCCUAUGAACGCCUUUAUGGUGUGGGCUCAAGCUGCCCGGAGGAAGCUGGCCGAUCAGUAUCCUCACCUUCACAAUGCAGAACUUAGUAAGACACUUGGAAAGCUCUGGAGAUUAUUGAAUGAAAGUGACAAACGACCUUUCAUUGAAGAAGCAGAGCGGCUAAGGAUGCAGCACAAGAAGGACCACCCUGAUUAUAAGUACCAACCACGGCGUCGGAAAAAUGGCAAGGCUGCCCAGGGAGAAAAUGAUGGCCAGGCUGAUGGGGAAGCUGGUGGAGCUGCAGCUAUCCAAGCCCACUAUAAGAAUGCCCAUUUGGACCAUAGGCACCCUGGAGAAGGAUCUCCCUUGUCUGAUGGACACCCUGAACACUCUUCAGGUCAGAGCCAUGGACCUCCCACACCACCAACUACUCCGAAGACAGAACUCCAGACGGGUAAGGCUGACUCCAAACGGGAUGGGCGUUCCCUUGGGGAAGGAGGAAAGCCUCACAUCGACUUUGGCAAUGUGGAUAUCGGGGAGAUCAGCCAUGAAGUGAUGUCCAAUAUGGAGCCCUUUGAUGUCAACGAGUUUGACCAAUAUCUUCCACCAAAUGGACACGCUGCUCACCCAGGCCAUGUGGGGGGUUAUGCCACAGCUGCUGGCUAUGGCCUUGGCAGUGCCCUGGCUGCAGCCAGUGGACACUCUGCCUGGAUCUCCAAGCAGCAUGGAGUCUCUUUGUCUGCUGCCACAUCCUCGGUGGUAGAUUCGAAGACACAAGUGAAAACAGAGGGCUCUACUCCUGGGGGUCAUUAUACUGACCAACCCUCCACUUCCCAGUUAGCUUACACAUCCCUCAGUCUGCCCCACUAUGGCUCAGCUUUUCCCUCUAUAUCCAGGCCCCAGUUUGACUACCCUGAUCACCAACCUUCAGGACCCUAUUACAGCCACUCUAGUCAGGCUUCUGGUCUCUACUCGGCCUUCUCAUAUAUGGGGCCCUCCCAGCGUCCUCUGUACACUGCCAUCUCUGACCCAGCCCCUUCAGUGCCACAGUCCCACAGUCCCACACACUGGGAACAGCCUGUGUAUACAACCCUCUCAAGACCCUAGGGAAUGGGGAGCAGUGACCAAAGCAGCAGCGGAAAGGCUCCAAAGAAUCAGCCCCAGAAGAUGAGCCUCCAAGUUCCAAGGUCUUUUGGUGUCAUCCAGUCGCCAGAACUCACAGAAUAUCCGGGGAUGUCUAUCAUCACCACAGUUAUCGAUGGCUCACCUGGCUGGAGGAAGGUUCCCAACCACCCCCCAUACUCCCAGUCCCUGAGUGGCUUUCAAGAUCCCAUAGGCCUUCUAAAGGAGGGUGAUUCUAGGCAUGGAGCAACAAGUCACGGCUGGUUUUUG